AUGGUGUCACUACGAGACGAAUCUACCGUUUCCAACAGCUCAACGCAAAGGAACACCGACACAGGUGAUAGUCCCCCAGUGAUCGAAGCGCCACCUGCGUCACAAUCGACAAGGAAGACAACUAAGCAGAGUGCCCCGUCAGACAAAGACGUAGACACGACAACAGCAACGACUGGAUCAUUGAAAACUACGGAUGACACAGGUGCAACUGCAACAACUGGUACCAGCAGGGCAAGCGACUCGACCAACCUUUUCAAGGAUACAGACCUUGACGGUAUCUCCAGUGCAGUUGCUCCGGCGGCGCAUAAUGACCAUAGUAUGCUAUCGGCGACAGCAAUCACGACGGACAAUGGCGUGGAUAGCAGCGCGAGCACUGCCGUGACUGGAGACGCUGUGACAGGCACAUCGACAGUGGGUACCGACAGACGUGCUAACACGAACGGGUCCGCCAAUCGCUCUAGAAAUACCCCUAACACAGUAGGAAGUUCUGCUGCGACGACCCGAGAUUUACCAAGUCCAGCCAGUGCUCGGACGUCCCCCAGCACAGUUCUGACAUCUUCGUCGGUCGUGCAACCACAACAGGGAUCUUCUGUAGAUACUGCAAAUACAGAGAGCCGUACGUCGACAGAUCUUCCAGUCAGCUCUCCAUCAUCUACUGGGACAUUGACGAGCGGGAACACAGCAGCAGACACCACAAAAACGAUCAAGUCGGCGAACAACCAUUACAACUCUGGAACCACGACUGCAACACAAGGCACUGCCACUGCGUCCAGUGCUGGUAAGCAUGCAACAAGUGCCAACGGUCUGACAACAUUGCCAAGUGAGUCUACCGCGUCGGUCGGCAGUGACCAACCUAACAGUGGAUUCACCAGCAGCUCGACCCCUUCACCAGUACAAUCAUCGGAAGGCUUUUCAAGCUUUACAAAGAGCGGAGCAAAAGCGAUCUCGCCCUCUAGCUCACGUAGCUCCUCACGAUCGUCGAUUGCACUGAAACGCUGGUACGCUAGCAUUUCGCGCGAGAAUGAGACACAGCUCAUCGUAGGCACGAACAGCUCAAGCCCAAUCACAAGUGCAUUCAACCAGGUGUGCAAUGGUCAACCGGCACUGAUUACGCAGUCAAGCGCAGAAACUCCGAAUGGCGGUUGCCCGGACGAGCUGACGGCUCUAAAUGCGUCUUGCACUUGCUUGACAGGGUAUGACUCGACUACAACUUCUUGGGUCUUUAACGUCAUGACCGAGACUUGGAACUCGACAACAACCGCGACGACGCGUUCAUUGACGCAAUCGGCGUCGGACAAGCUGGCAGUCCAUACCAUCCGUCCGAUUUGGGUGCCCUCGAGCCUCGAGACGCUAACGAUCGACGGUACUGGAGAUUCGCCGGCUCAACUAACUUUCCUGGAUGAAAGCAGCAGCUUGUCAAGUACUUCGCUGAAUCUUGUGUGGUCGCAGAGCAGCAACUCCUCGAAACUCACCACACUCUCGCUCACGAACCUGGAUCUGAAUGCAAUAGCUGCGACCAAGUCCGACUUUAUCCCAGACACAGUGACGAAUCUGACGUUGCGCAACUGCAACAUCUCGACACUUCGUAGCAGCUUCACACACACGUGGAGCGGGCUUCAGUACCUCGAUCUGUCCUUAAACAACCUCCGCAGGGACUCUUUCAUCGGCGGGGCUGCUCUCAAGGAGCUCAACUUGUCACACAACGCACUCGCAGUAUUCCCGGUAAAAGCGCUCAGUUUGAGCGCUUUGGAAGCGCUUUACAUCCACGGCAAUAACAUCAAGAGCUUCAACGUGAACCAGGACGAGUUCAACCAAAUUCAAGCACUUACAGCAUUCACAGCAGACCAACCUGCAUUAAAGUCGACAUGUCAAGACGGAGCAUGGCAGUCAGCACACGGCACAGAUUUCUGCGUACUCAGUGCGUCCACAGCUGCGGUUCCCGAUUCAUCUCGAGCGGCGGGAUCGACCAGCCAAGGUGAUACCGAAGGGAUCGGAUCACUGGCUUAUUGGCUGGUAGCGGGUGCUGUCGUCGUGUUUUUCGUGCUUCUGCUGGUGGUCCGGAAGCGACGUCGCUACAACCGCGAAAGGGAUAGCGGUCCAUUCGUGUCACCUAUUGCCAUCGAGCCAACGACACCGAAGUGCGACUUGAGCAUCGCCUUUGACGAUGCACUUAACCGUGACAGCAUUUUUGAGGCUGCUGCUCCAGCACCUGUUGUCGGCGGUGGUGUGGCUAGUAUUGCUGCACAGGUUUACCCCGGAUAUGGACGGUCGCACGGCAACAGCAUCGAUAGCAAGGACACCACUGCUAUGGAUGCGGCCCUUGCGAGCAACGAAGCUUUGGCCUUGUGUCGACUGGAUUACAACGACUUACAGCUAGGUCGCUGCAUAAGUCGUGGAGGUUUUGGUCUUGUCUUUGUGGGAAGCUACCGGGGGCGUCACGUAGCAGUGAAGAAGAUCCGCAAUGAACGCGAUGUCGGCUGCAAACAAGUGGAACAGUUUGCACGGGAGAUCUCACUGCUUUCUAGCCUGAGCCAUCCUCGCAUUGUAGAGUUCAUUGGUGCUUGCUGGACGACACCAGCUGAGCUAUCAGCUGUGUCCGAACUCAUGGAGCGUGGGGACCUACGUGAUGUCACUCGACGAUUCAAGCGUCGUGGCUAUCGUCUCACCUGGAGCACGUACAAGGUCAAUAUCGCCUUGCACAUUGCUGAAGCUUUGACGUAUCUACACGGGUUGACCCCGACAGUGAUCCAUCGUGAUCUGAAAGCGAAGAACGUGAUGCUGAAUGCCGACAUGGAAGCCAAGCUAAGUGACUUCGGAGUCGCUCGUAAACAUAGUUCCAACGAUGGCAGUGAGCCCAUGACAGCGGGCAUCGGCACGUCAUUCUGGAUCGCGCCCGAGGUGCUACUUGGUCAUGACUACGACGAGCGAGCUGACAUCUAUUCGUUUGGUGUCGUGCUAUCUGAAAUCGACACGGAGGAUUACCCGUACUGGAACGCAAAACACCCACCUCAGGGCAAGGCACAGGAGAACGACAUUCUCCGUCAAGUAGCACGUGGUACCAAACGUCCGACUUUUGCCGAUGACUGCCCACCUGCAAUCUUGGACCUGGCUGCUCGUUGUCUCCGAACGGAUCCUGCAAAGCGUCCGAGCGCCCUUGAAAUCGUGCUAUAUCUGCAGCAUCUUUUGCAAUAUCGCAACUCGAGCGCACCGUGUUCGUCGAUGGUUCGCUCUUCGGAUGGCACUAAGAGAAGUACAAGUGCAGUCCCCGCUCCAGACGAUGCAAUCAUGAGUUCCGGCGACACGGAUUUAGCAGCUCCGCAAAAGACGACAACACCUUUGACAGGCACGAUGGUUGCUACUUCGAGCGAUAAUUUGUUCUGUGCAGCGAGUUCACGUCCACGAGGAGUAACGUACGAGAUGAUGCCACCUUCGCCCCAAGUGACUCACCGUAUUCACACAGAAACUACUGUCAAGGGCGGAAGGAAACUGACAACGCAGCUUGAUGCGCAGGCCAGUGCUAGCAGUAUUCCUAACCAUGUGACAACCGCUGUUUCGAGAGGAAGCAAAAGUGUCCGGUCAAGUCGAAAUUGCAUUGAUGCGAACCCCACUGGUCUCCAAGCAAGCCAUCAGGCGACACUGAAUCACUUGGCAAGCAAUGGUAGUGGAGCUCUUCAAGCGGAAAAGAGACCGUAG
Messenger RNA from Peronospora matthiolae, 3693 nucleotides. NCBI's taxonomy places the organism in Eukaryota, Oomycota, Peronosporomycetes, Peronosporales, Peronosporaceae. The record is from the annotation of a GenBank genome assembly.